GGGAUUAAUACCCCGCGGCGCGGCCGCCGUCGCCGCUGCCGCGUCGGGGCCUCGGGGGCAGCUCGGGGCUGCGCUCAUGUCACAGGCGCCUUUGCGUGCGGCCCGAGGGGCUGGGAGAGUGCGGGCGAGGCCGGGAGGGCUGGGACCAAGAAUCGCCUUCAGCCCUGUCUGGUGCAUCCUUGGCAGAAAGUGAGGAGGAAAACACCCCCAUUCCAUACAUGUGUAUAUUACUCUCUGCCGUAGUCACCUGGAUACCAUCUCUGGACUUACUAGUGUUCUUUGGCAUGGACACAAGUUCAGUGGGAGGAUUAGAAUUGACUGAUCAGACUCCUGUUUUAUUAGGGAGUACGGCCAUGGCAACUAGUCUCACGAAUGUAGGAAACUCAUUUAGUGGUCCAGCUAAUCCUUUAGUGUCUAGAUCUAAUAAGUUUCAGAACUCGUCAGUGGAAGAUGAUGAUGAUGUUGUUUUUAUCGAACCUGUACAACCUCCCCCACCUUCUGUACCAGUGGUAGCUGAUCAAAGAACCAUAACAUUUACAUCAUCAAAAAAUGAAGAACUACAAGGAAAUGAUUCCAAAAUUACUCCUUCCUCAAAAGAGUUGGCAUCUCAGAAGGGAAGUGUAAGUGAGACAAUUGUCAUUGAUGAUGAAGAGGACAUGGAAACAAAUCAAGGGCAAGAGAAAAAUUCCUCCAAUUUUAUUGAACGAAGACCUCCUGAGACUAAAAACAGAACCAAUGAUGUGGAUUUCUCCACUUCCAGUUUUUCAAGAAGUAAGGUAAAUGCAGGAAUGGGUAAUAGUGGUAUCACCACAGAACCAGACUCUGAAAUUCAGAUUGCUAAUGUUACAACUUUAGAAACAGGUGUAAGCUCUGUGAAUGAUGGCCAAUUAGAAAAUACUGACGGGCGAGAUAUGAACUUAAUGAUUACACAUGUAACAUCACUGCAGAAUACCAACUUGGGAGAUGUCUCUAACGGACUGCAGUCAAGUAAUUUUGGUGUUAAUAUACAAACAUACACCCCAUCUUUAACUUCACAGACCAAGACUGGAGUAGGACCUUUUAAUCCUGGUAGAAUGAAUGUGGCAGGAGACGUUUUUCAGAAUGGAGAAUCUGCAACUCAUCAUAAUCCUGAUUCUUGGAUCUCCCAGUCAGCUUCAUUUCCCCGUAAUCAGAAACAACCAGGGGUGGACUCUUUAUCACCAGUGGCCUCACUUCCUAAACAGAUUUUCCAGCCGUCUGCCCAACAGCAGCCUACUAAACCAGUUAAAGUCACUUGUGCAAACUGCAAAAAACCUUUACAGAAGGGCCAGACAGCUUAUCAACGAAAAGGAUCAGCUCACCUCUUUUGUUCUACCACCUGCCUUUCUUCCUUCUCCCACAAGCCUGCUCCAAAGAAACUCUGUGUUAUGUGUAAAAAAGAUAUAACUACAAUGAAAGGAACCAUUGUUGCUCAAGUGGAUUCAAGUGAGUCCUUCCAGGAAUUCUGUAGUACAUCUUGUUUAUCUCUCUAUGAAGACAAACAGAAUCCUACUAAAGGAGCUCUAAAUAAAUCAAGAUGUACAAUCUGUGGUAAACUAACUGAGAUUCGCCAUGAAGUCAGCUUUAAAAAUAUGACUCAUAAGCUGUGCAGUGACCACUGCUUUAAUAGAUAUAGAAUGGCCAAUGGUUUAAUAAUGAAUUGCUGUGAACAGUGUGGAGAGUACUUACCCAGUAAAGGUGCUGGAAAUAAUGUUCUGGUGAUUGAUGGUCAACAGAAAAGAUUUUGCUGUCAAAGUUGUGUCAGUGAAUACAAACAGGUAGGUAGCCAUCCAAGCUUCCUGAAGGAGGUUCGAGAUCACAUGCAGGACUCUUUCUUAAUGCAGCCUGAGAAAUAUGGAAAACUGACAACUUGUACUGGUUGCCGAACACAGUGCAGGUUUUUUGAUAUGACUCAGUGUAUAGGUCCUAAUGGAUAUAUGGAGCCAUAUUGUUCAACUGCUUGUAUGAACAGUCACAAGACAAAAUAUGCAAAAUCACAAAGUUUGGGAAUUAUUUGCCAUUUUUGUAAGCGAAACUCUUUACCUCAAUACCAAGCCACAAUGCCUGAUGGAAAACUGUACAACUUUUGCAAUUCCAGUUGUGUGGCUAAAUUUCAGGCUCUAAGUAUGCAGUCAUCUCCAAAUGGCCAGUUUGUAGCGCCAAGUGAUAUUCAGUUGAAAUGCAACUACUGCAAAAAUUCGUUUUGUUCAAAACCAGAAAUCCUGGAAUGGGAGAACAAAGUGCAUCAGUUCUGCAGCAAAACUUGUUCAGAUGACUAUAAGAAGUUGCAUUGCAUAGUUACAUAUUGCGAAUACUGUCAAGAGGAGAAGACUCUUCAUGAAACAGUAAAUUUCUCUGGCGUUAAGAGACCUUUCUGUAGUGAAGGCUGCAAAUUAUUAUACAAACAGGAUUUUGCCAGACGUUUAGGAUUGAGAUGUGUUACUUGCAACUAUUGUUCUCAGCUAUGUAAGAAGGGAGCAACUAAAGAACUCGAUGGUGUUGUGAGAGAUUUCUGCAGUGAAGACUGUUGUAAAAAAUUUCAGGAUUGGUACUACAAGGCUGCAAGGUGUGACUGUUGUAAAUCUCAAGGAACUCUUAAAGAGCGAGUUCAGUGGCGUGGGGAAAUGAAACAUUUCUGUGAUCAACAUUGCUUACUGCGUUUCUACUGUCAACAAAAUGAGCCCAACAUGACAACUCAGAAAGGACCUGAAAACUUACAUUAUGAUCAGGGUUGUCAGACGUCUCGAACCAAAAUGACAGGUUCAGCACCACCCCCUUCUCCAACACCUAACAAAGAGAUGAAGAACAAAGCAGUUCUUUGCAAACCUUUAACAAUGACAAAAGCUACUUACUGUAAACCUCACAUGCAGACCAAAUCUUGUCAGACAGAUGAUACUUGGAAGACAGAAUAUGUUCCAGUGCCUAUCCCUGUGCCUGUGUAUAUCCCAGUUCCUAUGCACAUGUACAGUCAGAAUAUUCCUGUUCCUACUACAGUUCCUGUUCCUGUGCCAGUUCCUGUUUUUCUGCCUGCUCCAUUGGACAGCAGUGAGAAGAUUCCUGCAGCAAUUGAGGAGCUAAAAAGCAAGGUUUCUUCAGAUGCUCUUGAUACAGAGUUGCUUACAAUGACGGAUAUGAUGAGUGAAGAUGAGGGGAAAACAGAGACAACCAACAUCAACAGUGUAAUUAUUGAAACAGAUAUAAUUGGUUCAGACCUUUUGAAGAACUCUGACCCAGAGACACAGUCCAGCAUGCCUGAUGUACCAUAUGAACCAGAUUUGGAUAUCGAAAUAGAUUUUCCCAGAGCUGCUGAGGAGCUUGAUAUGGAAAACGAAUUUUUAUUACCACCUGUUUUUGGCGAAGAAUAUGAGGAACAGCCCAGACCUCGAUCUAAAAAAAAGGGAGCCAAGAGAAAGGCUGUAUCAGGAUACCAGUCUCAUGAUGAUAGUUCUGACAAUUCAGAAUGCAGCUUUCCUUUCAAAUAUACGUAUGGCGUAAAUGCAUGGAAGCACUGGGUCAAAACUAGGCAACUUGAUGAAGAUCUUCUGGUAUUAGAUGAGUUAAAAUCUUCCAAAUCAGUAAAGUUAAAAGAGGAUCUACUCUCUCACACCACAGCUGAGCUUAACUAUGGGUUAGCUCAUUUUGUCAAUGAGAUCCGACGGCCAAAUGGAGAGAAUUAUGCACCUGACAGCAUCUAUUACCUUUGCCUUGGAAUACAGGAGUAUUUGUGUGGAAGUAAUCGAAAAGACAACAUAUUUAUUGAUCCUGGAUACCAAACAUUUGAGCAAGAAUUGAAUAAAAUACUGCGAAGCUGGCAGCCAAGCAUACUUCCAGAUGGGUCAAUAUUCUCUCGAGUUGAAGAAGACUAUCUCUGGAGGAUAAAACAACUAGGAUCACACUCUCCAGUAGCUCUUCUGAAUACACUGUUCUACUUUAACACUAAGUAUUUUGGCCUGAAAACAGUGGAACAACACUUAAGACUUUCCUUUGGCACUGUGUUUAGGCAUUGGAAAAAAAAUCCUUUAACGAUGGAAAACAAAGCGUGUCUUCGAUACCAAGUGUCUUCCUUGUGUGGAACAGAUAAUGAAGAUAAAAUUACUACUGGAAAAAGAAAACAUGAAGAUGAUGAGCCAGUAUUUGAACAAAUUGAAAACACAGCCAAUCCUUCCAGAUGUCCUGUGAAAAUGUUUGAAUGCUACUUGUCUAAAAGUCCACAGAAUCUUAAUCAGAGAAUGGAUGUUUUUUAUUUGCAACCAGAAUGCUCUAGUUCUACAGAUAGCCCUGUGUGGUAUACGUCUACUUCACUGGACCGAAACACCUUGGAAAAUAUGCUUGUACGGGUUCUUCUAGUAAAAGAUAUUUAUGAUAAAGACAAUUAUGAACUGGAUGAAGACACAGACUAAAAAGGAACGUUGCAGAAGCAAUCGGGAUAAAACAGCAUUAGAUAGUCAUGCUGCUAGAUCUUUAUUAUGGAAAACAUUUCAAGUUUACUCCUUCUGUUUUGAGUUUUGUAGCAGUGUACCCACGCUGGGUAUUACCAUGUAAAUAAUCUGUGAGUGAAAGUUGCCAUUAUUCUAUGUAGUGGUUUUAGGAUACUUAACAAAUACAUUCAAAUUCUUUUUUUAUUAUUAUUUAUUUGAUUAGGUAUGUUUGUAACUUUUUACAUUACAGAAUAUGAAUGAGAAUGUGCCAUGUAUAAUUUUUUUCUUGUAGUAAGAAACAUCCAUAUUGCACAACUCUACUGUUGCAAAGCUUCCUUGGAAGGGGGCUCUUUUACUGGGUUCUUAACCAGAUGGUUGUGUAUGGGUAGCACUACUAAAAGUUUAGAACUUGCAGUGUCUUUCGGAAUUUUUAAAAUAAACUGUAAACUAAUAGGCUGGGAUUUUUGUUUUGUUUUGGGGUUUUGUUUUGUUUUGUUUUACAUUUUAGUUACUGAAGCCUUACAAGGUUAUGUAGAGAGAUACCAUCUUCUGUACCAAAAAUAGACAAGAGAAUGCUGUCAAUAUUGGUGUACUGUAAUGUGAAUCUAUACUGGUGAAAACAAUUUUUUGUUCCCCUUAUUAAAACCUUAGUGUCCUUUU
This is a messenger RNA of Gorilla gorilla gorilla (western lowland gorilla), 5096 nucleotides long. It is a transcript of the gene ZMYM2, whose product is annotated as zinc finger MYM-type containing 2. Bases 219 to 4418 code for a protein of 1399 amino acids. The transcript is spliced from 26 exons. The record is from RefSeq and is a predicted model, not a curated record. NCBI's taxonomy places the organism in Eukaryota, Metazoa, Chordata, Mammalia, Primates, Hominidae. Gene Ontology annotation, molecular function: zinc ion binding.